Hibiscus syriacus is the source of this 960-nucleotide messenger RNA. RefSeq lists its product as uncharacterized. The record is from RefSeq and is a predicted model, not a curated record. NCBI's taxonomy places the organism in Eukaryota, Viridiplantae, Streptophyta, Magnoliopsida, Malvales, Malvaceae. The transcript has 2 exons. The coding region runs from base 1 to 960 and encodes 319 amino acids.
AUGGCCAAGAAGAAAUCUACCCGUAAAUACAAAGGCCCCAAGCAACAAAACCCAUCUCCAAAAAUUCAAGAACCUGCAAAAGACUCGACCUUUACAGAAUCUUCCAUGGACGACCCUAAUCAGAAGGCUCAGAGUCUUCAGUCUCUUAACUCUUUGCUUGUCAAGCAGGCCUAUGAAAAUAGACGUCAGAUUGAAUACUUGAUUCAAGCCAAUGAAGCCCUUGGCGCUGAGUUGAUUAAACGUAUGAGUUCAGAGUUGCAGAACGGGUUGCUUUGGGUUUAUAUGGAGAGUCAAAUGAAGGAGAUGGGUGGGGCGUUGGAUAGUAGGGUGAAUGAACUAUGUAGCCUUGAAAGUGAGAGAGAAAGGUUGAGUUUGGCUUGUAAAGAAACGGAUUUUGCAAGAAAUGAUUUUGAGUUGCAGCCUAUUGAGGGUAGCUUGAUGAAGGAGAAGAUUUUGGCAAUGGAGGGAAACAAGAGGAAAUUUGGGGAAGAAAUUAGGAAACUGAAAGUGGAAUGUUAUGGGUUUCUUUUGGAGAUUGAGGAAUUGGAGAAGGUGAAGAGUGUGUGUGAUCUGUGGAUAGUUGUCAAUAGGAUGAUUGAGGCAUGUCGGACUCAUAAUAAGAAGAACGAAGAAUUGUUAUCUGAAGUUAGUGAUAUCAGAGUUUCAUUCGACCAAUUGACACAUGAGAAGGAUAAUUGUUUGAAAGUAUUGGAUGAGGAGAAGCAGAAUGGUGUUGGAUUGAAAUUGAAAGUUUCAGAGAUGGAGAAGAUACUUGAAGAAGCUAAAACAGAACUUGCACAUCAGAAGGCUGAAUGGCAUGACCUAAUGAAGGAAAAGAAGGAUAUCGAGAGUCGCUGCGGAUCGAUGGCUGAAGAUAUAGAUAGGUUGCAGAAUGAACUUUUGGAGGCAAAGAGUAUUUUCGGAUUAUAUCAGUUUUCUUUCAGCUUGAUUUCUGUUUGA